UUGGAUCUUGAAUGCUCUAGUGAAGCAUGGCAGGGUGUGAAGAAAGCUUUGGGUUUUACUUUAUCUUUGUACUGUUGACAUACCUGUUAUGGAUGGAUUUAAGUUUCUUCGACGAGUUAGCAGUUUAUGGAUCCAACUACAACUCAACAGUUGCUUCAAAGAUGAUGUUUCCCGUCAAAAGUGUGAAACUUCGUAUGACAGAACAUAUUGACCACUAUAUAAACUUGCCACUCAUGGAAUUAUCAGAAGAAAAACUUGGUAUUUCGUCUAUUCCUGGCAUAACUCCAAAUGUUAUCAGCGCCUUCCACUUUUUCUGCGCUGUUAUCUCCUGUAAAUUUGCCAUCUCCGAGCAUCUUGCUUUCCGUCGAAUCGGCUGUGUUAUAUACGAGUUCAGAAACCAACUAGAUCUACUUGAUGGUGUUGUGUAUAGAGCACAGGCUCACAAGAAGACUUUCGUUUCAGGCUGGGGUUCGUCAGGGUAUUUAGUCGAUGCAGCCAUGGAUUUUGGUGGAGGAYUAUUAAUGGCUUUCUCAUUAGGCGUGUUUUUACAUCGUUUUCCUCCCUUGAAAAAAGUCCGCAUACGAAAAGAUGUAGAAGCAGGAGUAGGGCUAUUAUCCGAACACUAUCCCACUAAACCAGAAAAGACGACCUAUUCCUUUGUGCAUGUAGAUCGCCGUACCAUUACCAUUACGGUACUGAUGGCUGUUAUUCAAGUGAUUGGAAGAAGCGGUUUUUGGGACCACUUUGUUCGUUCAUACCAUGAAUUACUUGAGCUUCCUAAUCCACAUUAUCCAAAGGAAUUACAAGCAGAGGUUCUUAACUACAGGAGUACUUGGCUUGUGAUGUGGCUGUGGAAAAUAUCCAGUGCAGAUGCAUUCUUUCAAUUUACCCUACUGGCCAUGUUAUUUGAUAAAUCAUGGGUUUGGUUAAAGAUGGUUUUCUACAUUGGCUGGUUCCAGAUAGCUGGUGUUAUUGCACUCUCUCAGCUUCACUUGAUGGAGGUAAGAGCAUAUUUGAAUGCUGCAGCAUUGUGAGAGAUUGGGAUUUUGGUGUUUAAAAUAUAAAGAAAAGGUAGGAUAUGUACUCAUAAAACCACAGUGGAAGAAAACAUUGUUGACUCUAACACUAUGAUGGUGAACAAAGAUGAAAUGGAAGAGUAUUGCCUAUGAUCAGUAUUCAGUUGUGCGGGAACUCAAAGUCGUUUAAAACGUGAAAAAAGGGACAUUCCUGAACUACUGGAUGCUGCAUAAAUGUACAUUAAGUACAAAAAAAAUUAAACUGAUUGAAUUGAAGACAUAUUUUUAACCAUAAGUUGGUAGCUUAUAUAUAAGGAGGAGAGUAUAGUACAGCCUGAUUACUAAUAAACUCUGGUCCUUUUUAACUCGUUGAUAAGCGAAGCGUAGAAACGAGUUACUGUGAGAGGUCUGAAUAUGCAAAUGUGUCACUCGCUCAUUAAGAUGUUAACAGAUCGAUAAUUAAACGUAUAUUGAUCGCCUUACGUCAUCUGAUUACGAACAUUUCCCGACACUAACAAGCACAUUGCUCUUAUUCAGUAUAGACUACUUUCGCUAUUUAAAUGAGGAAAUGAACUGUUGAUGUUUCAUGUGGGAUACUUCUAGCACUGUGGACCCACUCUGCACAAGCGCACACUCGCACUUAGUUUUAUCUUCGGAUUAUUUAUAUCAAAAGAAUUGAGGAAAGAUGCAACUGGAAGUAAAAUAAUACGAUUAACGCCUAAAACUAAAUUUCCAAUGAGUCAAACCUUUUUUUGCUGAUGCGAUAAAGUAAACAGAAAUGCUUAUGUAAAAUCGUCAACAUAUUUAGAUCCUCUAUUUAGAAGACUCGUGGGUAGAGCUGGACUGGACGCAUCGAAAAAAGAACUUUUCAUUAGAUUUCAAAACGAGAGUCAUGGAGUAUUAAGAAAGUUCGGCUAGUUUUGACAUCCAAAUAAGCCGUUCUGAAUUAAAAGUAGAUUGAUAGUCGGACAUCACAAACAGCCGAAGCAAUGUUCUUGUAUCUUUUAAACUGCGAAGGUACAAAUCUACUCAAUAGAUGUCGCUCGAGACUAUUAAACGAAUGAAAUUUUAAAAAAAGUAUUCUAAAGUAUUUCGCUUAGUUCACAGUGUAAAUAAAGUGUUAAUUGUAAGCGCCGUGAUGACCCUUGAAGGUCAAGAUAAGUAGUAACGCAUAAUGCAACGUUUUUCCAAUUCAUCACAGAAUUCGCUUCCAAACUCAACAAAAUAACAAAGAACUAAACAAAGUAGGUGUUAAAAGGAAAAUAAAAGGGUGACUUAUCAUCUUACCAGUUAAAUUGAGCAUUUAAAAUAUGAAAUCGAGUGAAAUACUUUAAAACCUUUGGAUGUCAACAAGCAUAAGGACACAGGGAGCCCAAUCUCUGGAAAGUUCAACUGGUAUCCACAAGUUCGCCAAAGGGCGGUUUGAUUAGACCUUUGUCCAUUUCAGACCACAUCAUUCUCUAGAGAAUAAGAUUGUUUUUUUAAGUUGUAUCCAUAUCCAUUUGUCUUCUCAAGUGCAAACAGUCAAACCAAUAUUAACCUUUGGUGAACUUGUGGAUUCAGAGAUUGGAUUCCCCUUUCAAAGUAGUUCACUUAAUUUUUUAACAAUCAAACUGGUUUAAUUGAUGAGCAAUCGUUCUUAUAUUUUUCUUUCAAUGUUUACUUAUUUUAGUUUUUUUUAAUUUGUUGUUUUGAAGCAAAUCCUGUAAUGAAUUAUUUUAUCAUUUGAGCUAGAGUCACUUGACAUUUCACUCAUUGAAAGACUAGUGUAGACGUUUAGUUUAUCAUAUUUUAUUUGAACCUGCAUCUUUCCUUGAUUCUUUAUAUAUAAAUAAAUGAUAAUAAAGCUACGUUCACCUGUGCUCAUGCUCAGUGCUAGAUAUCAUCCAACUCUUUCCACAUCCAACAGCAAAAUUCAAGUUUCAAGUAUAAUUUAAAUAAGACGAUUGAUGAUCUUUUCAAUAUCAAUCUGCAAACAUCUUAGUGAGUUUGCAUAUUCAAGCUAAUCGCCAUUACUUAUUUCUAUGCUUCACGUAUCCACCAGUUAAAAAUGACUUUAAUCCAAUAAUGUCUUAUAAAGUCUUUAAAUGAUACUCUAGAGAAUGACACAUGGUCUGAAAUGGGGAAAAUUAAAAUCUAAUAUUAUUCAGGAAUCAUGAAAUAUUUAGCUUGCUCUAGGUAAAGGAAAUGUAUAAAAAGCAAAAUAUAUAUUAGGCUCUUAGUAAACAAUAGGAACAUUUGGUAUUCAUGGAGAUGCAUUUUUCAACGGUUGACUAUAGUCAGAAGUUGGAUUACUAUCAGCAGUAUGAGUAACAAAUGCAUUUUACUUUUACUCUUUUUCUGUGGUUUACAUUUGAUUCUUGAUUGACUUCAUAAAAUAGGCUGUGGCUAAUGCCCAUGUGGGAUGUAGUCUUUCACUGUACUUGAAUCACUAAAGGGGUACAUGCAGUAUAAGGUCAGAACAGACACCUGCAAUGACAAUUGCAGUAGAGGUAUUUCUCUGAGCCAAACAUUGUAUUAUUACUUGGAGGGAAGUUUCUACACAUGCUCGAUACUGAUUUGGAUGCUGAUUUGGAUGCUUUACAGAAAACUUGAAAUAUCUGUUGACAUACUCCACAGAUCAAUCUUGUACAUUGGAAAGCAAAAUAACUGUAAUCAUAUCUGGUCAAAAUUAUCUUGGGACUUUUUCCACUGAAAAUAGGUGAAAGGGCUUUUGUUGCUUUUUACUUGAAAACUUACGAAAAAUUAAUGAGAUUUUUAUUGUCAUUAGUGAUGCAAGAUCAGUAAUUUGUUAUGAAAACUAAAGCACAAACACUAAAUCCAUGAAAUAAAGUCAAAUUGCCUCCUGUAUGUUGAUAUAUUGACUUGGUGAGCGAAUACAAACUAUUAUGCAGUAACAAUUGAGUUUGUAUAUGAGAAUAUAUAUAGACUAUAUAUUUGUACAGUGGUCAUAAUUGAUUUUAUUUCUUGGAUUUUAGUAUUUGCUGCACUAUAAUUAUGUUGUACAAUAGACUAUUUGGAGGUAUUACUGUGCGGACUCACUAACUGGGACUACUUGAAGAAAGUUUAACCAAAUUCAUUACAACAUAGAGUAAAGACAAAGUUAUCAAAAUUAGUUGAACUUGAGCCAACCUGAGAAAUACUUAGAUCUUAUUAACGAUCGUGGGAAUGAGAGAUUGUGUCUGGCCGAGAUCAAUAUUAUACUGAUUUGGGAGGUAUUAUAUUUAUGUAAUAGGUCUCCAUGCUGUGCAAUUGUAGGCUGUCUAUUUUGGCAGUCAGAAGGAUUUUUCAGGUCUAAUUAUUUCUCAAUUGGAUAGCACAGAGUCCUAUUACCUAUUGAUUACAUUUCUAUCUAUUAAUCCAUAUAGGUAAAUAAUGUCCAAUUAAGAAAAUAAUUGGACAGUUACCUACAUGGGAUUAAUAGGUAGCUAUACAAUUAGUCAAGUAAGAGAAGGGGAAAAGUCUUAUCUGUUUCUGCAUGCUUCCCUCUUCUCACUAUUUUUGUGAACAUUGAGAGCCUUCUAGUAAAGAAUUAUGAAAUGAUUUGUUGUUUUAUUAUAGUGAUCUUACUUGGCCGAAAAAAGUAAGCAUAAUAUAUAGUAAUAGACAUAAAUUCCUUUGUUUUAUUUCACAGGCCAAGUAAAAUCACUCGUAGUGCUUAUAAUUAACACAUUUCACUUUAAAUUGGUAUUAUGAGAUAAAAACUUUUGUCACAAAUAAAAA
Messenger RNA from Actinia tenebrosa (Australian red waratah sea anemone), 4739 nucleotides. Its product is annotated as ceramide phosphoethanolamine synthase. The record is from RefSeq and is a predicted model, not a curated record. NCBI's taxonomy places the organism in Eukaryota, Metazoa, Cnidaria, Anthozoa, Actiniaria, Actiniidae.